This is a messenger RNA of Suillus plorans, 723 nucleotides long. Its product is annotated as kinase-like protein. Lineage: Eukaryota; Fungi; Basidiomycota; Agaricomycetes; Boletales; Suillaceae. The transcript has 5 exons. The record is from RefSeq and is a predicted model, not a curated record. Gene Ontology annotation, molecular function: ATP binding; protein kinase activity. Gene Ontology annotation, biological process: protein phosphorylation. The annotation marks the transcript as partial.
CAGAGGCUCGAACACGACUUGCAGCGGAAUACUAAGCUUAAACACGCCAAUCUGUUACCUUUGUUAGGUAUAACUCAAGGAUUUGGUCCACUGCCUGCUAUCGUCUCCCCAUGGAUGAACAAAGGCUCACUUACCAUACUUCUGGAACGUGAUUUCCAGCAACUCACUCUCACUCGAAUGCUCCAAAUCCUCAAAGAUGUCGCUUCAGCUCUUCAGUACUUGCACUCCGAAAACAUAGUACACGGUGAUCUCACCGGCAACAACAUUCUCAUCAAUGAGACCGGAGACGCCUUCGUGGCUGACCAUGGAAUUCUUAUUUUUUGUGCCGAGCUCCAUGGCACGUCAUACAUCAGAAGCAAUGUGCGAUGGGCUGCGCCUGAAAACUUUCAAGUUCCGGAAGAUGAGGAGUCAAUAAGCUUACCCCAAUUGGCAUCAGACAUCUAUUCUUUCGGGUGCAUCAUGUUGCAGGUCUUCACAGGAAAGGUUCCGUAUUCCGAAUUUCGGAGUGACCAUCAAGUUACCGUACAAAUACUCAGAGGCCGAAAGCCUGCCCGACCAGUGACUCCAUCCAUUCCCGAUGCUCUGUGGGAUUUCAUGCAGAAGUGCUGGCUUGAUAAACUGGAACAAAGGCCUUCAGCUAACGAAGUCCUGACAUUUAUACAGGAACAGCUAAAGGAAAGCUCCUGCUCUCAUGCGACUCGUGAUGCCACGGCAGUUUCCUAG